This is a messenger RNA of Diachasma alloeum, 1615 nucleotides long. Its product is annotated as protein O-mannosyl-transferase TMTC3. Bases 58 to 1446 code for a protein of 462 amino acids. Lineage: Eukaryota; Metazoa; Arthropoda; Insecta; Hymenoptera; Braconidae. Gene Ontology annotation, molecular function: mannosyltransferase activity; protein binding. Gene Ontology annotation, cellular component: endoplasmic reticulum. The record is from RefSeq and is a predicted model, not a curated record. The transcript has 6 exons. Gene Ontology annotation, biological process: protein O-linked glycosylation via mannose.
GGGGUUGUAGGACGAGCAGAGACUCUAUCCUCUCUAUUCUACUUGGGUGCUCUGGUAAUGUACACGAAAGCCUGCAAGAGCAAGCGAACGACAGCAUGGCGCUCAAUGAUGAUAUCAAUGCUCUUCGUAUUCAUAGCAAUGUUGUGCAAGGAACAGGGUAUAACGGCAACUGCAGUCUGCGUUUUAUACGAAAUAUUCGUAGUACAGAAAGUGAAAACACUGGAUAUUUUACUGGCGAUUAAAUCUGCUUUUGGGGGCAAUAAAAUCAAUCCAACGUGGUCGGGGGAAGGUACUAAACGCCUUGCUGCUCUUACACUUGUAACAUUCAGUUUACUAAUUCUGAGAUUACAUGUUAUGGGCUCCAGAUUGCCUGUAUUCACAAGAUUUGACAAUCCAGCGUCAGUUGCAUCGACCCCAACGAGGCAACUCACAUACAACUACUUAGCAGCUGUUAACUUACGUCUUUUAUUUCUACCAAGCGAUUUGUGCUGUGAUUGGACAAUGGGUACAAUACCCUUGAUUGAGAAUAUCUUGGAUGUCCGUAAUUUAUGGACGCUGGUCGCCCAUAGUUUGAUAUUUGGAUUACUUUCAACCGCUGUAUUUACACGUAAUCGUCAAGUGUCAGUGAUAAUAAUAAUGAGCUUGGCACUUUUGAUAUUGCCAUUCCUACCAGCAUCGAAUUUAUUUUUCCCUGUGGGUUUUGUUAUUGCUGAGAGAGUUCUCUAUGCACCGUCGAUGGGUUUCUGUAUGCUUGUGGGACAUGGCUGGAGUAUUUUAGCAGAAAAAAGAUGUCCAAAAAUAUCAACAAUCUUUCUAGUCCUCCUUCUUCUUUCUCACUCCGUAAAAACCUUCGCUCGCAAUUACGAUUGGAUAGACGAAUAUGCUAUAUUCAUGUCGGGCCUCAAAGUAAAUCUUCACAAUGCUAAACUGUUCAAUAACGUUGGACACGCGUUGGAGGGUCAGGGUCGUUACAAAGAGGCAUUAGAUUACUUCAAUGAGGCUGUUCUCGUGCAGGGUGACGAUAUUGGAGCUCACAUUAAUGUCGGAAGGACGUACAAUCAUCUCAAGAUGUUUAAGGAAGCGGAAGAUGCUUAUCUGAGGGCGAAGUCAUUACUACCAAAGGCGAAGCCUGGUGAAUCAUAUCAAGCUAGAAUUGCUCCAAGCCACUUGAAUGUUUUCGUCAACCUCGCAAAUUUAAUUGCAAAAAAUGGAUCGAGACUUGAGGAGGCCGAUCUACUCUACAGACAAGCCAUCAGUAUGCGAGCUGAUUACACACAGGCUUACAUCAAUAGGGGUGAUGUUCUGAUUAAAAUGAACAGAACGAAAGAGGCCCAGGAAGUUUAUGAGCGGGCGCUUUUUUACGAUAGCAAUAAUCCGGAUAUUUAUUACAAUGGAACGAGCCUUCACGGGCCUGCCUCUUUUAGUAAUCCUCUCGGGCUUUGUUGAUUUUGGAGUGGAGCUAACAGACUGAGACGACAGAAGGCUGAAUCAUACUCGGGUGCUUGAAGAAGUGACUGGCCGGUGUGUCACGGUUGACAAAGAGCGAUCCGACAAUGAGGGGGAAUCUUUCUCAGCAGAUACAAUCGGACUGAAUGAGGUAACAGCAAUUUCAUGG